UGAAAACCCUAAACUUCAAUAAUCCUCACAAUGACAGUCUAUCAUAUCGUACAAUUUCAAUUCAAAGCGCUCGUGCCGCCCGACGAGGACAAAGCCGCUUGUCAGCGCGUACUAGAUCUUGAGACAAAUUGUCUCCAUCCCGCAUCUCAGAAGCCCUACGUGAAAGUGCUAGGGGGUGGAAAAGAUAAUAGCCUUGAGGGUCAACAGCACGGGAUGACUCACGCAUUCAUCCUUCAAUUUGAGAAUGAGGACGAUAGGAGAUAUCAUGUUGAGAAAGAUCCUGCUCAACUAGAAUUCGCCGCGAGUAUCCGAGACAUACUUGAGGAAGUCCAAGUUAUCGAUUUUACUCCGGGAGUGUUCUAAGUUUGAGACCUUUGUAUAGUGGGUGUCAAUUAGGAGUUUGUCGUUUGUCGGAGUUGAAAGGUGGUUUGAAGAUGACGUCCAUUAAUUUGCAACGAUGGUCUAAAGUAUCUACAGGGAACAGAGGACUGUAAAUUGUGAUCUAUCCAAUUUGAAUAGAUAGGAAAAAGAAA
Annulohypoxylon maeteangense is the source of this 533-nucleotide messenger RNA. Its product is annotated as dabb-domain-containing protein. NCBI's taxonomy places the organism in Eukaryota, Fungi, Ascomycota, Sordariomycetes, Xylariales, Hypoxylaceae. The transcript is spliced from 3 exons. The record is from RefSeq and is a predicted model, not a curated record. Bases 31 to 363 code for a protein of 110 amino acids.